UCCUCCAAACAGCCCUGCCUCCCAGCGGACCCACUGUGCCAUGCGCAUCGCUCCGACACUCAGUGUUGAGCAUGUGGGGCCCCUUAAAGAGAAGCGCCGAGUAGACGGCACAGAGUUUCUCCAUUGAAGAGUCACCGCAAUGAGGAACAGCGCCGAACCGGCACAAUGCGCUCCAGGCUCCCAGGGACCGCCUGCCUAUUGCGAACAAUUGGACUCUGCAUCCUCCUCUCGAACACUGCAGCUUACUUUGGGCUGACAGGCCGAGAGCCACUGGUGCUUUUACCAGGUCCAUUUUCCAAUGAAGCUCCAUCGGGGAAGGCCCACCUGAAGCAGUGCGAGCAGAUGAGUCUGACCAGGCGGCAGAAGAGGAUGUGCCGCAGAGAGCCCGGUUUAGCCGAGACGCUCCGGGAGUCGGUGCGCCUCGGCCAGUUGGAGUGUCGCUAUCAAUUCAGAAACGAGCGCUGGAACUGCACCUUGGAUGGCCGAGGAAGCCUCCUAAAAAGAGCAUUUAAGGAGACUGCCUUCCUUCUGGCUGUGUCCUCCGCUGCUCUAACCCAUGCACUCGCCAAAGCUUGCAGCUCAGGCCGGAUGGAGAGGUGCACAUGUGACGACUCCCCUGGGAUCCAGCACAGAGAAGCGUGGCAAUGGGGGGUCUGUGGAGACAACCUGAAAUACAGCACCAAGUUCCUCAAAAAGUUCCUCGGCCAAAAGAGGGUCAGCAAAGACCUUAGGGCGCAGGUCGAUGCCCACAACAUCAACGUUGGUAUCCGGGCAGUGAAGAGUGGGCUGAAAACAACCUGCAAAUGUCACGGAGUCUCCGGCUCCUGUGCCGUACGGACUUGCUGGAAGCAGCUGUCCCCUUUCCAUGACACUGGGCGGCUGCUGAAGUAUAGAUACGACAACGCCGUGAGAGUGUUGAGCGUCACCAACGCGGCCACAGGAGAGACUGAGCUUGCGGGGCCCAGACGCCACGGCCAGAGCCCCAGGAACACCGACCUGGUCUACCUGGAGGACUCCCCCAGCUUCUGCAGGCCUUCCCGCUACUCGCCUGGCACGGGGGGCCGGUCGUGCACCAAGGACACGAGCUGUCAGAGUCUGUGCUGUGGACGCGGCUACAACACGGCCAUGAGGCUCACCAGCCUAUCCUGCCACUGCCAGGUGCGCUGGUGCUGCCAUGUGGAGUGCCAGACGUGCGUGAGGGAAGAGGAGGUGUACACCUGCAAGAAUGCAUAAACAAACAUUUGGAGAAAGGAGAUGAUCUGAUGAAGCAGUGGGGAGAAAAAAAAAAGACAAAACUCUGACCUUCAUGGGUACUCCGCUGCAGAAUGUCACGUCAAAGCAUGUGUCUACAAAUAUCACUUAAGACUUGCAUGAUAUUUUGGGAGAAAAACACUAAUGUGCCACUAUGAUACUGUUGGUUCUUUGCUAAUCAUCAGAUUACAAUAGAUGAUGAUGUUUCCAAACUACUCUACUUCUCCUUAGCUGGAUGCACUGAAAUCUCACUUUUUCUACAAAAGAGGGAAUGGAAUCAAGAUCCUCAAAAUGGGAACCAGACUGGAUCUUACCAGCAGUAUGAACUCUGACACUGACUGAUUGAUGUGGUAUUCAGCCUCCCAUAUUUUACUAUUUAUUGUGCCACUUUCUGUGCCUCGCAUACUGCUGGUUUAUGCAUUAAAUCUUGUAAUCAAGUAUUGCCAAAAAAGACUGUAAAGGAGUUAAGAUGACUCCGCCUGCCUGUCUCUGACUGCUGUGGA
This is a messenger RNA of Xiphophorus hellerii (green swordtail), 1754 nucleotides long. It is a transcript of the gene wnt9b, whose product is annotated as wingless-type MMTV integration site family, member 9B. Gene Ontology annotation, cellular component: extracellular region. NCBI's taxonomy places the organism in Eukaryota, Metazoa, Chordata, Actinopteri, Cyprinodontiformes, Poeciliidae. The record is from RefSeq and is a predicted model, not a curated record. Gene Ontology annotation, biological process: neuron differentiation; multicellular organism development; cell fate commitment. Bases 166 to 1233 code for a protein of 355 amino acids. The transcript has 4 exons. Gene Ontology annotation, molecular function: frizzled binding; cytokine activity.